AUGGGCAAGAAGAAACUGUCUCUUAAGCCCGUGCAGCGAGGCUUCGCCACCACAUCACUCCCGACCAAGAAGGCCAAGGAGGAGGCAGCUGCCGCAAAGGCAGAAAAGGAGGCAGCUGUCCAAGAACAAGAAGCAUCCAAAACUGCUGCGGAUGAGUCCAAUGCGUCACCCAUUGCGGUAGUGUCAUCCAGUAACGCCAACGACGCCGCACCAGCGCCCGCUGGGGCCAAAGACGCCUGGGACGAUGAUCAUGCGAUUGAGACGGCCGUCUACCAGGCUUUGGUGGACCGUCUGCAGGAAAAGGGAGAGAAGGAGGUUACAAGAGUUAUCAAGCUUGUCGAGUACGAGAAGCGAUUCGCUACCACUUUCCCCCGACUGGAAAUCAACCCGAAGGUCCGAGAUGAAGCACUUCUGUACGCCGUGCAGGACUAUGAAGACGCCGAGGGAACCGCAGUAAAGGGCCUGGAGCCGUCCUCUUCCGUCGUUGAGGAGGACAAGACGCUUCUGCGACUCUUCAUCACUCGCCAAGUUUUGCUCCGCAUUGGUUUCACCGAGGCGCGUGUCACGCAGUGCAUCCUGGAAGGCCUUGAGGAGGGCGACGGUUGGUCUGAGGGAGUGGAAUGGGUCGGCGAGUUUGCCAACAAGUCGGAAGAAUUGUCCGAAACGGACUCAACGCUGGUAGAUGUUGCGCAUGUCGAUGUGGUGGAAUCGGCAGCGGAAACCCCGGCCCCACAGACUCCUGCCGAACUAGAUGUGAAACCCGCGAAUGCGGCGCCUGUGGGUUCGCUGUUCCAGUCAUUGGGCGACGAAAGCUCGGACAGCGAGUCUGACUCGGACGCGGACCCCGAUCACAACAAGGACAACGAGACGUGGGCCAACCUCAUGCUUGAGCUCGACACGUUGAAGGUGGCUGCUGGUACAGUCAAGGGCAAGAAGAAGGGCAAGGCCAACCAGGUGGUUAUGGAGACUCCUGAAAUGGUCAAGAUUAAAGCCAAGAUAGCCAAGGUGGAGAAGGAAUACAUGUUCAGCCGGAAAGAUGCCGGUGAGUCCCCAUAG
This is a messenger RNA of Apiotrichum porosum, 1056 nucleotides long. RefSeq lists its product as uncharacterized. The coding region runs from base 1 to 1056 and encodes 351 amino acids. The record is from RefSeq and is a predicted model, not a curated record. The transcript has 5 exons. NCBI's taxonomy places the organism in Eukaryota, Fungi, Basidiomycota, Tremellomycetes, Trichosporonales, Trichosporonaceae.